AUACAUUUAUGUAUUUUAUUUUUAUGUAGUUAAGCUGUUUCUUUAUAGUUUGCAAUAAGUUUAUAUUUUUAACUAAUAAUGAAUUAUAAACUACUAUGUAUAAACAUUUGGACCAUUUGGUGGUUUACCAUAACUAUUACUUGUUCACCUUUAUUACAAAAUCAAGAAUCCAUAGAGAACCAAAAAGUGCAUCUAAAUCAAGAUAUGAUUAAAUUUAUGCAAAAAUUUGGAUAUAUGGAUCAAGAUGGUCCCCAAGCUUUAACUGCUAAAGAUGAAUUGAUGACUGCUUUGAAAUUAGUACAAAAGUUUGGUGGAUUAAAACAGACAGGAGUACUUGAUAAUGAUACAUUAAAGUUAGUGAAGUCAAAACGUUGUGGUGUACCUGACAUAUUAAAACAAAAGAUUACCAAAAAUAAAAGAUUUGUUACUCCUUCAAAUGGUUGGAAUAAACGAGCUCUUACUUAUUUCAUUUCUAAUUUUACCCCAAAAUUAUCACGUGAUGGUAUAAGAAAUGCAAUUCAAAGUGCAUUUUCAAAGUGGAGUCGGUAUAGUCGAAUUAUUUUUACAGAAGUAUAUAAUGGUAAUGCAGAUAUUUUAAUUUCAUUUGGUGUUUCCAAUCACGGAGAUCAGUUUCCAUUUGAUGGUCCUGGUAAUGUCCUUGCGCAUGCUUUUUAUCCAACAGAACUAGGAGUUUUAGGCGGGGAUAUACAUUUUGACGAUAGCGAAGACUGGACAUUAGAUAAUUCUAAUUAUGGUGUUGAUUUCUAUUCUGUGGCUAUUCAUGAAAUGGGGCAUAGUUUAGGAUUGGGACAUUCAUCAGAGCCUAAUUCUAUUAUGAAUCCCUAUUACACAGGUCCACAACCUCAAGAUAUCGGAUAUGACGAUAUAUUAGGAAUGCAUUCAUUAUAUAUUUCUAGAACUCUGCCCGGAGAUCAUGUGCAUUUUGUAGAAAGUACUAUCCAACCACAGCCUAGUAUACCUAAUAAACCACAUGUUCAUUGGUCUUCAUUUAGCCAUGAAUCGUGUACAGAUGAUAAUGUUGUAACACCAGAGUCAGUAACUACUUAUAAGCCUGAAAUCUCCACUCAAAAAAAUGAUAAAAUAGAUGAAUGCCUAGGCAAUUUUGAUGCUAUUUCAUGUAUUCGUGGAGAAAUUUUCGUGUUCAAAAACAGCUUAUUAUGGAGAUUAAACAACCCAGGAUCCAUACUACCACGUUAUCCAGUUCAAUUAUUGAGGUUUUUUCAAGUAUUAGCUGAUUCCAAUCAAACCAUUGUCAAAAUUGAUGCAGUAUAUGAAAGGCCAGACUCCAAUAUUGUGUUAUUUCAUGGUAAUAGUUUUUAUGUUUUCAAUGGAAAUCAUUUAAUAGAAAAUAGUCCUAGAUCUAUCAUGGAUUACGGGUUUCCACAUUUUGUUAAUAAAGUUGAUGCAGUUAUGAUACAUGGAAUACCAUCAAUUACUUAUCUUUUUAGUGGAGAAUACUUUUGGGUGUAUGAUGAUGAUCAUAAAUUGUUAUUACAAAGGCAUAGAUCAAUUAAAGAACAUUUCAAAGGCGUAAAAACUCCAAUAGAUGAUGUUCUUACAUGGAAAUUUGGAGAUACUUUUUUUUUUACUGGAAAUCAAUUUUGGAAGUUUAAUCAUAAAUACAAUAAGACGGAAGACGGGUACCCAAAAAAUGCUGCAGAAUUCUUACUUGGAUGUAGUUAAUAAUUAUUUUUAUUGACAUUAUAACUUUUUAAUUAGUAAAUAUAAAUUAGCUUAAAAG
Melanaphis sacchari is the source of this 1762-nucleotide messenger RNA. Its product is annotated as matrix metalloproteinase-17-like. Gene Ontology annotation, biological process: extracellular matrix organization; proteolysis; collagen catabolic process. Gene Ontology annotation, molecular function: zinc ion binding; metalloendopeptidase activity. Bases 79 to 1704 code for a protein of 541 amino acids. The transcript is spliced from 11 exons. Gene Ontology annotation, cellular component: extracellular matrix. NCBI's taxonomy places the organism in Eukaryota, Metazoa, Arthropoda, Insecta, Hemiptera, Aphididae. The record is from RefSeq and is a predicted model, not a curated record.